AUGAAGCAUUGGCUCGAUUCACUGUAUUCGGCUUCACCAGAUACUUCGUAUGAAGACGACUCGAUGAGUAAAUCAUUUCUGUUAAAUGACAUUUACAGUAGCACUGAGAGUGAGGAUAACGACGCUGACGAUGAAUAUUCAAUGCGAGCAAGUUUGUUUAGUAUCAGUAAGUUGUACUUCGUUUUGUCAUUUCGAUAUCGUUUCAGUCUUUAA
Anisakis simplex (herring worm) is the source of this 213-nucleotide messenger RNA. Lineage: Eukaryota; Metazoa; Nematoda; Chromadorea; Rhabditida; Anisakidae. The record is from the annotation of a GenBank genome assembly.